Naegleria lovaniensis is the source of this 1884-nucleotide messenger RNA. RefSeq lists its product as uncharacterized. The record is from RefSeq and is a predicted model, not a curated record. The transcript has a single exon. The coding region runs from base 1 to 1884 and encodes 627 amino acids. NCBI's taxonomy places the organism in Eukaryota, Heterolobosea, Eutetramitea, Acrasida, Naegleriidae.
AUGAGACGAUCGUCAGGAACAAAUAUGGCCAAAGCUCAUCCCAAUGUUCAUGAUGAAUAUCACAAGAAUUUUUUCACAACAUCCACACAGCAAACAUCUUUACUCGACUCGAACUUGUCAUCCCACGUGAUACUCAAUACCAUCUUGUAUCCCAAACAUGAUUGUUUGAGACACGCUCCUAUCAAUCAACCCUACUAUCCCUUCAUGUUCACCAUUGAUACUGAUUAUUAUGAUUUUUGUAAUUUGAAAGACAAAACUUCAUUGCCAACAGAGUUUUAUGAGAGUCGAAUUGUUCCCGAAUCACCCAAUGAAGACUUUUCUUGUGUCAAUUAUUUGUGUCGUAGGGAGAAUGUUUGGAAUUUGAGAAAUACGACUCAACGAAUGAAUUUGGGAAUUAUUUUCAAUUACUGCUUACGAUGUAAUCAGACUUCUUCCGAAUUAUUUCGCCAAGCAUUGAUGAACAAUUCGUGUCCUGCCUUUGUAUUGGGCGCUUCAGAAAAUGCAACCACUACGACGACUAUUCCCAGUGAUCAAUUCAUUGCCAAAUUCAAUCAAGUGUCUAAUGUUCAUUGUAACGGUGUUGCUUCCUCUGCAGAAGGAUCAUCCAAUAAUUUGGCUCUCUUGGAUUACAACUUUUUCAUGUCCGAAUAUUUCAUGAAUCGAUUUGCUAGAUACAUGGAACGAGUCACUGGUGCACCACAACCAAAUCCUCAACUCACUGUAUCAUCAGUUUCUCUCAAUCCCAUUCUUACCUUCUACUUUAGAGAAUAUUUUAAUAGUGAUGUGACAAGCUUGAGUGCACCACUCACGGUACCAUUCAUAUGUUGGUGUAAUUACCAAUCCGAAAGGGAUAAGAGUUUUGGCUUUCAAUGCAAUGAUUUCUUUCAAAAUUGGCAAAUCAAUUUCACCUACAGAUAUUCGGUGUGGAUCUUUGCCUUAAUAUUUGCCUCGAUUUUUGUGGCUCAGCUCGUUCUCGUGUUAGUACCUCGAUUUGGAGAGAGAAUUCUCACAUUUAAGGAACGAUUACGAACUCAAGGCCUCGGCAUUUCCGUUCCACAAAAAAUUGCCAUGUUUUUCAAACACUUUUUUGAUAUUGUCAGUCAACCACCUCCUUUCUUUACCAUUGCUUCCUUACUUGCAUUUAUGGAGAAUUUUAUGAGAAUAUUAUUUAACUUUAAGGCGUCUAAUCCAUUCUUUAAAAAUUAUUUUUCUGGAGUGUUUAGAGGAUUGGCUUGUGGAUUUAUCAUUUGUGGAUAUUCAAGUUUAAUUAUUAGUUGGAGUCAUGUGAUUGAUCUAUCAAAUAGAAAGACCACAGACUCCAAGCAAGGAAAUGGACUGAGUAAGCUCAAUAUUGCAAUUCUCUCUCUGUUCUAUAUUGCCAUGGUCAUUAUUGUCAUUGUCUCACUCAUUGUGUUUGGAGCAACCAAAAAGGAAUCCUACGCUUGGAUAUUAUUGAGUCUCUGUAUUGUCAUUUAUUUGUUUACCUUUGUUUUAGGGUUUGCUUUUUAUGGAUUUCGAAUUUUGUACAAACUUCGAAAAACAGUAGGAGACUCGAAGAAUUUGAUGGAAUAUCGUUUCACAAAAUUUAUGCUUGCAGAAACUGGUGUAUUUUUGGCAGGUUGUGCCAUUUCAGCACUCAUGUUCGUCAGUUAUGUCUUUGGAUUUGAUAUCAUGAAUUUAUUUUGGGGAAUGGCUAGAAACACUUUCAUGGAUUCUGCACUGACAGCUGUCAUUUCUCUCUCGUCUUACAUUACCUUCAACGAGACAGCCAUUGAAAUGGUGUAUGGUAAAAGAAUUUUAGAAAUUCUGACCUGUGCUCGUUGCUGGAAACGAAACAAGUUGAACCAUAUCGCCAAUUCUUCAGUAACCACUACCAAUGAAUAA